Ochlerotatus camptorhynchus is the source of this 1542-nucleotide messenger RNA. RefSeq names its product vitellogenic carboxypeptidase. The transcript has a single exon. Bases 125 to 1531 code for a protein of 468 amino acids. Gene Ontology annotation, molecular function: serine-type carboxypeptidase activity. Gene Ontology annotation, biological process: proteolysis. The record is from RefSeq and is a predicted model, not a curated record. NCBI's taxonomy places the organism in Eukaryota, Metazoa, Arthropoda, Insecta, Diptera, Culicidae.
GUGCAGAGUUGGUUAUCAAAUCAAGAUCAGCGAUUUCUAUUUACAAAGUUGAAUCAAACCUCUAUUUAAGCUUACACAAAAAUCGUUGUCAUGCCAGUUGGCUUUUGUGACCGUCGUCGUCGUUAUGGUGAAAUUACAGCUGUUAGCUCUAGUGCUGUUUGCCUGCUAUGCAGGUAGCAAUGCACUCUGGAAUCCAUACGUGAAACUUAUGAAGGGAUCGGCUUCUCCGCGUCGACCAGGUGAAAGUGGAGAACCAUUGUUCCUGACCAAACUGUUGCAGGACGGAAAGAUCGAGGAAGCUCGCAACAAGGCCCGUGUUAACCAUCCCAUGCUGGGAUCGGUCGAGAGUUAUUCCGGUUUCAUCACCGUCGAUGCCAAACACAACUCAAAUCUGUUCUUCUGGUACGUCGCGGCCAAGAACAACCGUGAACAGGCACCCCUCCUAGUUUGGUUGCAAGGUGGCCCAGGCGCUUCGUCCCUCUUUGGAUUGUUCGAAGAGAAUGGACCGUUCCACAUCCACAAGAACAUGUCGGUCAAGCAUCGGGAAUUCUCCUGGCACCAAAACCAUCACAUGAUCUAUAUCGACAACCCAGUCGGAACUGGAUUCAGCUUCACCGAUAACGAUGAAGGUUACUCCACCAACGAAGAACAUGUCGGUGAAAACCUGUUGAAAUUCAUCCAUCAGUUCUUCAUCAUGUUCCCGAACCUUCUCAAACAUCCCUUCUACCUUGCUGGUGAAUCAUAUGGUGGAAAAUUCGUCCCUGCCUUCGGCCAUGCUAUUCACAAUUCCCAAAACCAACCCAAGAUCAACCUUCAGGGAUUGGCUAUUGGUGAUGGUUAUACCGAUCCGUUGAACCAGCUCAACUACGGAGAGUACCUCUACGAGCUGGGUCUGAUCGAUUUGAACGCCAGGCAGAAAUUCGACAAGGACACGGCUGCCGCCAUCGCCUGUGCUGAACGUAAGGACAUGCCAUGCGCCAACCGACUGAUUCAGGGUCUGUUUGACGGUAUCGACGGCCAGGAAUCGUUCUUCAAGAAGGUAACCGGAUUCGAUUCCUACUACAACUUCAUCAAAGGCGACGAAGAUAAAGAUAGCACGCUGAUUGACUUUCUCAGCCACCCGGAGGUGCGCAAGGGAAUCCACGUCGGUGAGCUACCGUUCCACAAUAUCGAGGAAAACAACAAGGUAGCGGAAAAACUAUCCAAUGACCAGCUGGAUACGGUAGUCCCUUGGGUUAGCGAACUGCUGUCGCACUAUCGGGUACUGUUCUACAACGGUCAGCUGGACAUCAUCUGCGCCUAUCCGAUGACGGUCGACUUCCUGAUGAAGAUGCCCUUCGACGGGGAUAACGAGUACAAACAGGCCAACAGAGAAAUCUACCGGGUCGACGGGGAGAUCGCCGGUUACAAGAAGAAGGCUGGCCGUCUGCAGGAGGUGUUGAUUCGAAACGCUGGCCAUAUGGUGCCGAGAGAUCAACCGAAGUGGGCCUUCGAUAUGAUCAGUUCGUUCACGCAUCAGAAGAACGUGUAAGAUGUUACUGA